AUGGCCAUGAACAGCAAUGAAUUUGAAGUCUGCGGCAUUUCGACAGAAGUAAGUUCGAUUUUAAUCUAUUUAUUAUGUCAGACAAGUUGUUCUUUUCAACUUUAAAGUGUAUAAAUUACUUUUAAAGAAGCCUUCUGAUAAGAUAGAAAGUCGUGGCUUUAAGGACUUUGAUCUUCGAAUAAACAUAUAUCAAAAACAAAGCCUUAUCAAGGAUUUUACAUGACAAGGAAUUAAAGACAUGAAUGGUAGAAACGUCGCUAGACAUGUACUUAUUGUAAGCUGUCUGUCUGAAGUAAUCUAAAUUUGAUUUGAGCGUAUUCCCCCGUUUUGACUGCCGUAUGUUACGCUCAACAUUUUGACAAAAAAAUUUGUUGAAAACUUUACUUCUCUGCACCUUACGAACAGUAAAUUUAUCAUCUACAAAAAUUGAGAUCCUGGCGGCUUUCGGAUCGAAAUCUCAGUUGUUUUUUUUUAGCUAGGAACUUAGAUAUACAUUUUAAAAGUACAUUUAAAAUUCUAGUCUUAACUUUUCCCCAUUUUCAUCAAACCCUCAAUAAAAAUAUCAAUCUUUUCAGCGUCUAAUCAACACAGUUCCAAUUGUCGGCAUCACUCUCUGCUGCACAUUCACAGUGUUCUACUGCCAGACGCGGGAGUUUAUUCUGAUCCUCCCAUUGAGUAUAUUUAUCUUAUGUUAUUGCCUAAUAAUUAUGGGAAUUCUAUUGGAAAAGCCGAAAAUCUUCCAAAUCCAUAUUUAUUGUAUGGUAAGUGGUUUUAUAAAAUACGGUACAUAGAAAACAUUUUAUUUUUUUCAAAAUUUUAAAAACCCUUAAAAAGCUCCAACUAUCAAUUAAUUUUACAGUUAGUCUCAAAUCGAUUUUUGUUUUGUCGUAAUGCCCGAAACUUUGUUGUUCAACAUUAAAAAAAAGAGCUUUGAUUACGAAUUCACAUGAUCUAGGGAAGUGUCCGUUUCUUGAACACCAAAUUAGCGUCAAAUGCCUCCCUUUUCCCAAUUAUAUUGACGGGAAAUUUAUCAAAUUAAGGGCUGUGAAAACGAUAAGUGAGGGUGGAGUGAGAUGGGAGGGGACUGGUGGAGAGGGUGGAAUCAGAGUGCGAAAUACAAAUUGGCGUUUCACUUUUCAAAGGGGAAACCCAGCGAUUGUGAAAUCGAAUUGAGACGGGACGCUCAUUGAAAUCUUGAACUUUAAUAAUCAAUUAGACAAGGGGAAAGCCUAAAAUGUUAGGGUGUUCCAUAAGUCUUGCGUAUUUUUGGGUCGUCGACUUUAAUCCUGUGAGCUUUGAGGCGCAUUACGAGAUAUGUUGAACAUAUGGUUUCGAAGCUAAAAAAUUGCGCUUUUAAACCAUGUAUAACAAGGCUGAAGAAAAAUCCACCUGCUGCCCGCCCUACCACAAUAUUGUACUAGACAUUAAAAAAAUUUAUUCGAUUAAGAAAGCAUUCUUUUCAGAAAUUCCUGAGCACGAUUCUCUUCUCCGGCCUGGUCUUCUACAUGUACAUGUUGAUCGCGGAUACCAAACGAAUCCACAAAACCACAAUCGCUAAAGCCAUUGUGAUUGAACAAAUUCGUCUAGGCACUUGUGUAUUGGCGAUAGUCGCCACCGCGAUACACAGAUUUAUGGUGAAGAUCGUUGUAAAGGAAAUGAACCGGAGAAAUCGGCAGAAACUUCUCAAAGAAAGCUACAUCUGGCUGCAGAAGUCGAUGGAAGUGAGUAGGACGACUUCUAUUCCAUCGCUGAUCGUCUCGGUGCCAACAGAAUCAACGGAUGUGAAAUGGGUAUAA
This is a messenger RNA of Bursaphelenchus xylophilus (pine wood nematode), 1796 nucleotides long. The record is from the annotation of a GenBank genome assembly. NCBI's taxonomy places the organism in Eukaryota, Metazoa, Nematoda, Chromadorea, Rhabditida, Aphelenchoididae.